Messenger RNA from Annulohypoxylon truncatum, 1254 nucleotides. RefSeq lists its product as uncharacterized. The transcript has a single exon. Bases 247 to 924 code for a protein of 225 amino acids. NCBI's taxonomy places the organism in Eukaryota, Fungi, Ascomycota, Sordariomycetes, Xylariales, Hypoxylaceae. The record is from RefSeq and is a predicted model, not a curated record.
CUACCUAUAAGCGAGUCUACAGCAAGCUACACGCUACUAUCUUUCAGUCUGUGUCAUUGUCUCCAACUACAGGCCGCACACCGACACCCUGGGGAUUUCGACGUAGCAUAGGUAGGCAUCCAUGAAUCUCUUGAAGAUCAUUGCUUCCCAGUAUUCUAACUGUGGGGCUUGCAGCUAUUUAACUCAUCUAUCUAGUGGUAUUUAUUGAAGCUACAGGUCCAGUCCUACUUAUAGUGUCUCCAUGAGAUGGAAGGAUCACCAAACACACUAUUUAUAUAUCCCACUGUUCCAUCGGGGGAGGAAGACCCACGAGUACGCAUCAAUGUUAUGAUCAACAUAUUCAACGCCGGUCUACCAACCAAAGGGCAGAAUGGAGGAGUUGACAAAGGCUUAUUCCAUGAGAUCAUGACAGCUUGCUAUCUGGUCAAGAACUAUAAGAUUAACCAUGGAAAGGAGAUUUCUCGCCCUCUGACUCCGGCUGAGAGAGGCCUCCAGAAAGGCGACGCCCAAAUGAUCUUGGUACCCCUGAAGGACGGCGGCAACAGAGAGCUGGACAUGGUCUAUGUGGAAGAUGGAAGACCCUAUAUUGUCGAGGCCAAGAACAAGAAAACUGCUGAUCACAGACAGCUGGAAGCUAACGUGCAAUUAGCACGGACACUCGGCGGUGGAGUUGUCUAUGCCCUCACCCAGAAAAGUAGCCAAGAAGAGGCUAUCAAGACGGCAUAUGACAAACUACCUGAUCAGGCAAAUCUUCCACCCUUGGAAAUCAUUCAGAUUUCUGAAAAGCUUACCGACAUAUACUCUGGCGAGCGACCACAGUCAUUGAAACCAAUUCCCACACUUGCAAAGAUUUGGGAGAACAUAUCGAGGCACGAAGGGCUUCUAGAGUUUGACUCCAUGGAUGAGGAAGGUGAUUGGUGGUGAAAUGUGGCAGGGUAGCUUCCCUACACAUGUAUGUUAGCAUCCAUGGAUGACUUGCAUACCUGACAGAACUGAGACCUUGGCAAAUUGUUAAGAAGGGAAGAUGCCAUCGCGACCGUCCGACCUGAAAUUGACAAAUAAAAAGUGUGCAUUUCAUGUUUACCGGCAUAAUGACUUUAGUCUUGCAGAGCCUUUAAAUGAACUAGAGCCAAUACACUUAUUGUUACACAGCGGUACUCUGAUCUGCAAUGUCUAUUGAAUGGGAGAUAAAAGAAUAUGUGACAUCGAGCCAAUUAAAAGGGUAGGAUAUGCGACUGACUGACUCACUUCUCA